AUGACUAUGGAUCUUACCGCCGAAGAUGACGAUCUGUUAAGCUAUUUUCUUUCGGCUGAUGUGGCGAGUGAGGAGAUGCCGGAAGUUUUUUCAAAUGCAUCGCUCAAUGGCGCCGCUACAUCUGAGCAGUUCAUAUUAGGCCAGACUGUACCUUUAGCGACCGAGCGGACGUUCGGUAGCGAGCUUAUGCCUCCCGCGGUACCUAACACCAGCUCUUCUUCUAUAUCUUCCUUUCAACAACCACCCGAAAUCUUUGCAGAGAAAUCCAUGAUGCAACCGACUGUGAACGACGAUGAUUCAUCGUCUAAUCCCGGAGUGCUGAACUCAAAUGAGAAGCGUCAGCGGCGCUUGGCCAGGAAUCGCGAGUCAGCACGUCAAAGUCGUCGCCGUAAGAAGCAGUACCUCGAGCUUUUAGAGGAAAAGGUAUCUCAACUAACAGAAAGCAUUGACACGACACGUGCAGCACAUUUAGAGCAUGCAGAUGAGGCGCUGAACCAAGUACGCUCGAAAAUUCUUCAAAGUCUUGCAGAGGACAGGAAGCAAGGCGGAUCGGAAGAGUCGAUACAAGAAAAAAUUCGACAAGGAAUAAAAUUGAUUCACGAGCGGUUUGGACCGAACAGUAUGGAACGGCUUGCGGUGAAAGACUAUAAUUUUCGUCAGCUUGACAACUUGUUACUGCCUCCGUACUGUCGGUUUCUAUUAUGGCUCAGCAUUCAGGACGAGUCUUUUUUUGACGAAGCUGACGGCGUUGGAUCAAAAAAUGCUGGAGAUGCACCAGAGAAGAAAAAUAUGCCAAACGUAGUGAAGAAGGACACGCUUUGGUCAACUUUGACAAAUGAUCUUGCCCUUACAUAUGAGCAAGAUGAAAAAUUGAAGUCUCUUUACAAAUUGGGUGACACUAAGAGUAGCAAGUCGGAACGUCGAAGGAUAGCAAUGGCAGUGACAUAUCUAAGCAAAUUAAAGAAGAGCCUGGAGCAGCGUGCAGAGGCCGUCCAGCAACAAACGGAAAAGCUUCACUCUAUACUGACCCCAGAACAAUCACUAACAUAUAUGCAGUGGGUUGACGCCAAUCAAGACCGAUUGCCAAACUUUGUGGAAAAGACGCUCUCGGUACCCAAUACAGAUGCGUCUGAUGCUGUGCGCGCUAUUUUGAAGAAGAAUGAUCGUGAUCUUACUGUAGAAGACGUAACUGCACUACUCGGAGAGCUGUAA
Plasmopara halstedii is the source of this 1212-nucleotide messenger RNA. RefSeq lists its product as hypothetical. The record is from RefSeq and is a predicted model, not a curated record. The transcript has 6 exons. Gene Ontology annotation, molecular function: DNA-binding transcription factor activity. The coding region runs from base 1 to 1212 and encodes 403 amino acids. NCBI's taxonomy places the organism in Eukaryota, Oomycota, Peronosporomycetes, Peronosporales, Peronosporaceae. Gene Ontology annotation, biological process: regulation of DNA-templated transcription.